Trypanosoma cruzi is the source of this 1911-nucleotide messenger RNA. RefSeq lists its product as uncharacterized. Gene Ontology annotation, biological process: axonemal central apparatus assembly; cilium movement. Gene Ontology annotation, cellular component: axoneme. NCBI's taxonomy places the organism in Eukaryota, Euglenozoa, Kinetoplastea, Trypanosomatida, Trypanosomatidae. The annotation marks the transcript as partial. The transcript has a single exon. The record is from RefSeq and is a predicted model, not a curated record.
CGAAUGCUUGUCUGUGGGCGGGAGAUGCCGCUUGUUUUUGUCUCGGCCUUCUGCGAGGACGCGGAGGUUCAUUUGGAUGUUCAAAAUAUUCUUUUUAAUGAUGUUGUUGUGGGCACCACGGCUUUUCGACGCAUUGUCAUCAUGAACAGCGGUGAUAUCUCGCAGCGCUUCAGGUGGGAUCCGACACUUUCGACACAGAGCGAAAUGAGGGUUGUCCCACCCACAGGUUUGGUUCGUGCCCACUCGGAACAGGUGUGCGAGUUUGUGUAUACCCCAAAAGAUGCAGGGAACGUCUUUAGACGCAAUGUUCGUGUGGAAUUUGAUGACGCCCCAGCCGCAACUGUCAAUGUGGAGGCACAUGCUACUGAGCGGCCCAAGGCGGAGGCAGUUUUGACAUUUUCGUGUUGUGCAAAGGCCACCACUACAAAGACGGUGCCUGUGGAUAAUCCUACGGAUGGGACAUGGACAAUAAAACCUGUCAUUGACAGCCGGCUGUGGACAGCACCCAAAUCAUUUCAAAUAAACCCGAGGAGCACCGCGUUGUUGCCUGUGACGUAUGCGCCAAUGUUUGUCUCCGGAGAGAAAGACACUGCCACCCUCUUUAUCCCGUUCCACAAUGGAGCCGCUCGCGUCAUUGAAUUGGAGGGGGUCGCCUCCCAUCCUAUGGAAGAGGGGAAGGUUGCAGUGAAAACAAUAGAAGCGGGGACCCCACAUCUUGAGAAUUUUGAGGUCUACAACAGUACGACGCAGCCCUUACGUUUUCAAGUUAAUGCUCAGUGGACCCCAGAGCUGGAGAAGGGCAUGGUAACUGUAAAGGCACCUGCGAGUAUUGAUGUUCCCGCCAAACAGAUGAAGAUCUGUGCCAUCACGUUUGUCAUACUAAAGGAGGGUGAUCUUCGUGGGACUGUGCAAUUCCGCUGUCCUGAACGUGAGGAUCAUACACAAGUGUUUGAUUUGGCGCUGCGUGUUGUGCCAAAGAAGGUAUCUUCAAGAACAGAACUUGUGGCAAAAGUACGUAAUGCCGCGAUUCAUCUUAUGCCCGUUAAAAAUCCAUUGGGAAAGAACGCUCAUGCCAACAUACGGGUGGAGAAUGGUAGCGAUGUCAUCUUUGUUGAUUCUUCCAUUAACAUUCCGCCAAAGGGUACCGUGGAUGUUCCCAUUCGCUUCUUCCCUUUGGUGCAUAAGGAGUAUCCAGUGGCGACCGUUACCGCAACGAGCGUGGAGAUUGGCACUGUGUCCUGUCAACUUCUUCUUCGUUCGAAGCCGCCGGAGCCAGAGAAGGUGACGCGGGUUUCAUGCCCUCUUGGACAGACGACUGUUUUUCCACUUCGAUUCACCCACUACUGCAAGUCAAACUGCGAGUUCACCGUCCGCUUCGGCUCCAAGGUGACCCCAUUCUCAAAGGUUGGGAGCUCCAGCAGCGUGAAAAUGCCUGGAACGACGCGUCCGGAGGGACAAGAGGUGUCAAUGGAAAUUCAGUAUGAGCCCACAGUUGUUGGUGAGAUAAAGGAAUCCAUUGAGGUUUUCUCACCUCAAGCAGGUCUUUACAUAUUUCCUGUUUUGGCAUCGUGCCUACCGCCUCAGCGCCAGGGGCCAUUCCUGCUUCGUCUGGGGCAGGUGACCUCUAUUCCUUUUCGAAACGUUUUUCUGGAACCCCUCACACUCACGUUGUCGACGGAUUCGCCCAGUUUUGUGGUGCUCAAAACGACAGAGACCGUGGCAGCAAAGAAAACAAUCAACAUUCAGGUGACGUACAAGCCGGAAGAGGGCGGUAGUGUCUCGCAGACGGGUAAACUCACCGUCUCUGGUGUGAACAAUGGAGAGACGCUGCAGUGGGUGUACUACUUGAAGUGUGGCGUCGUGGAUGUGGGACCCUCCGUGGCCACAGCCUCUUUUAGAGGGAGGGAGUAG